CGGUCAGAGCGCGAGGGGGCAGGCCGAGGCGAUGUCGGUUUGGUUUGAGUGAGCGAGCGAGCGCGCGCGCCCCUGUGGCGGCCUCCUCGGAUUGGUCGGAGUUGGCCCUAGCGAGUUCGCCGGGGAGGGUCCGUUGGAGCAGAGACGCUGAGGCGUUCGGGGACCCGGCGGUUUUGCGGAGUAGGUAGCGGAGCCGGAGUCAGGUGGCUUCCGGAGGCCUGGCCGCCGCCUUCUCCUUCCAGGAUAGCGGCCCCGGGGACCCGCUGGUCGCAGCCACCGGGAAAAAAUGAUUGAGGAGAGUGGGAAGAGGAGAAGGACAAUGGCAGAGAAGAGACAGCUAUUCAUGGAAAUGAGGGCUCAGAAUUUUGAUGUCAUCAGACUUUCAACAUAUCGGACUGCCUGCAAACUGAGAUUUGUGCAGAAAAGAUGUAAUCUUCAUCUUGUUGAUAUCUGGAAUAUGAUUGAAGCCUUCCGAGACAAUGGCCUUAAUACAUUAGAUCACAACACAGAGAUCAGUGUUUCUCGACUGGAAACGAUAAUUUCAUCCAUCUACUACCAGCUAAAUAAACGCCUUCCUUCUACUCACCAGAUCAGUGUGGAGCAAUCCAUCAGCCUUCUCCUCAACUUCAUGAUAGCCGCAUAUGACAGUGAGGGCCAUGGGAAGUUGACAGUGUUUUCAGUUAAAGCUAUGUUAGCAACCAUGUGUGGUGGGAAAAUACAAGACAAACUAAGAUAUAUUUUCUCCCAAAUGUCAGAUUCCAAUGGAUUGAUGAUAUUUACAAAGUUUGAUCAGUUUUUGAGAGAAGUUUUAAAACUUCCAACAGCUGUAUUUGAAGGGCCUUCUUUUGGAUACACAGAACAUUCCGUACGGACAUGUUUCCCACAACAAAAAAAGAUAACGCUAAAUAUGUUUUUAGACACAUUGAUGGUUGAUCCACCCCCUCAGUGCCUUGUGUGGCUACCUCUCAUGCACAGACUUGCACAUGUAGAAAAUGUCUUCCAUCCUGUGGAAUGUUCAUAUUGUCGGUGUGAGAGCAUGAUGGGUUUCCGGUACCGAUGCCAGCAGUGCCACAACUACCAGCUCUGUCAAAACUGUUUUUGGCGUGGCCAUGCAAAUGGCCCUCAUAGCAACCAACAUCAGAUGAAGGAGCAUUCCUCUUGGAAAUCGCCUGCCAAGAAGCUGAGCCAUGCAAUUAGUAAAUCUCUUGGUUGUGUGCCCACUAGAGAACCACCUCAUCCUGUAUUUCCUGAACAGCCAGAGAAGCCACUUGAUCUUGCUCAUAUCGUUCCUCCUCGACCUCUGACCAACAUGAAUGACACUAUGGUUACCCAUAUGUCCUCCGGAGCACCCACUCCAACAAAAAGGUUGCAGUACAGACUGGACACUGCCAAUCGGUUAGCUGAUGAGCAUGCACUGAUAGCAACAUAUGUGAGCCGGCUACAGAACGGUACACGUGUCUUGGACAGCCCUAGCCGACUUGAUGAGGAGCACAGACUCAUUGCCCGAUAUGCCGCCAGGCUGGCUGCAGAAGCUGGAAAUGCACCACGCCCACCAACGGACCUGGGGUUCAAUUUUGAUGCCAAUAAACAACAAAGACAGCUGAUAGCCGAACUGGAAAACAAAAACAGAGAGAUACUGCAAGAAAUUCAGCGCCUUAGACUGGAGCACGAACAAGCCUCCCAGCCAACCCCAGAGAAAGCUCAGCAGAACCCAACUUUGCUGGCAGAACUCAGGCUUCUACGGCAGAGAAAGGAUGAACUAGAACAGAGAAUGUCUGCACUUCAAGAGAGCAGAAGGGAACUGAUGGUGCAGCUUGAAGGGCUAAUGAAGCUGCUCAAGGAAGAAGAGCAAAAGCAGGCAGCUCAAGCAGCAAGCUCCCCACACUCCUCACCUACCCAUGGAGCCAGUCGCCCAAUGCCAAUGCCUGUCAGAGCCACUUCCGCUGGCUCUACCCCAACUCACGUACCUCAGGACUCACUUGCGGGAGUCGGGGGAGAUGUGCAGGAAGCUUUUGCACAAGGUACACGAAGAAACCUCCGUAAUGAUUUAUUGGUAGCAGCUGAUUCAAUUACAAAUACAAUGUCUUCUUUGGUGAAGGAACUUCAUUCAGCAGAGGAAGUAGGUGAAGAAGAAGAGGAAAAGAUGCAGAAUGGAAAGGACAGAGGUUAGAUGGAAGAACCCAGACUGCACAGUAAUUCAAGAAUGUUAUUUUUAGCAGAAGAGCUGAGUGCCCUAAUGCAUCUAUAAAUAUUUAUCAAGGGCGAUGAAUGGAAUGGAGUGAUAAACCCUGAAACCAACUCUCAGCUUUUCUCCCUGUCUCAUCCGAGAUGCAACGUUGGUUCUUGGAGGAAAGUGCUCGUUAGGUACCUAUAACUCUUUGGGGGAAAGAAAAUAAACAUACAUGGUGGCCACAGGUUUCGUCAAAUAUAAAUAUUGUGAAUGAGCUGUCAAGAAGGAAAGAAAAGUGAGGAUAACCUGGUUCAGUGUGUUAGCUUUAGCCUGCCAAACACCACGCACUUGGGAGGGUUCGUGGCUGUCUUUGUUAGGGUGACCAGGCAGCAAGUGUGAAAAAUCGGGACAGGGGGUGGGGGGUAAUAGGAGCCUAUAUAAGAAAAAGACCCAAAAAUCGGGACUGAUCCUAUAAAAUUGGGACAUCUGGUCACCCUAGUCUUUGUACACGUUUUCAGUAUGAUUAGCUGAAUCAUUACCCAGACGUUACUCUGUUUGCAGCUGUACAGAUGCAAGAAGGGGAUUUGUGUUCUGGAAUUUUAAAGGAUGAAAGUUUUGCUAGUGGCCGGCUCAAGGGCCUGCCGGUAUAGACAGGAGGCCAUCGGUGGUUAGAGAUAUUGUGACUGUGGCUUCAUCAUAUCUUCACUGUGGACCCUCCUUUUUGUCCUUGAUUUUCAUGCACUUCUUCCCCUACUUACCACCCUGAUGCCCAAGGUCUGGUUAGUAAAAUGCUGGCAUCAGAGAAGUUUGCAUUGCUCCAGCUGUGAAUGGACCAGCAACAGCACAGAGUACCUGGGAUCGCUGUCUCACCCACCAAGCCUGCUUUCAGACAGGCAAAGGUCCUCUUGACAUUUAACUUCAAUAACCACAGCCAACGCUGUGUGCAGAAAUCUGUGUGGAAGGAAAUAUGAAUUGUGAACUAGACUAGGCCUUGGGGGAUGGCGAAGAUGAACUGGAAACAGGCAGUAUGUGGUACAGUACAUCUGGGAGAGGAGUAGAUGAAAGUUUUGCCUUUUGGACGUUCCGAAUGAAAACAUAUGUUUUUCUCCCCUAAAUGCCAAUAAUCUGGGUCAGAGUUAUAGUGGAAGGGGAGACGCUGUACAUGACCCAGUGACUAUGAUUUACAGCUUUUCUAGCGAGACAAGGUGGGGGAGGGGAUAUCUUUUAUUGGACCGACUUCUGCUGGGGAGAGAGACAAGCUUUCAAGCUAAUACCACGCCUACCUUGUCUAAUAUCCUGGGACCGGCAUGGCUACAACAACCGUGCAUAUUGCAGCUUUUCUGUCACAUGAUUACAAUGUGAAAGCAAGCUACAUGGACAGACCAAAUAGCUGCUCAUUCUUUUUUUAUGUUUUUCCUGUUUAUUCAUUUUCCAACGCCUCACGUUUGUUGCCACCAUUAGUCUAAUAUUUAGAGGCUAAAACUUCCACUGUAUCUGCUCGUUUUUGCAGCUCUUGGAGGUGAAGACACUUCUCCCUACAAGAAAGGGAAUAUCUGUCCCUAUAGGCUGUCUGCACUGUAACAGAUCUACAUGACAGUGGCUAAAACAGCAGUGGUUGCCACCACCUUUUCUACACUGGGGCUCUCACCAGUAGAGCUGAACCAGUGGUAACUGUGGUGGGAAAUAUCCUAGUGCAGAUAAGGCCCCAGUGUCUGCAAGUUGGGAGCAGAGGUAACUGUAGUAUGAUGAUGGUGAUGCUACAUUUCUAUAGCACUCUCCAUCCCGAAGGACAGUCAGGUGCUUUGAUUACAGAUUAUAGAUAUUGAGAGGUCAUUGUAACCCCCCAGCAGUGGAAUAGCUAUUUCACAGCACAGGGCAGCACCACCAGGACCAAAUGCACUUUGUUAGCUUUGUUGUUUUCUGCCUACUAUAAAAGGAGGAGCAUUUCCUCUAUCAAAGUUCCAGGAAGCUAAUUACACUUGCCCACAAGCAUUACAAUACUAUGAUCACGUCUUAGCCUGUUGUAAGCUCAGCUAAGGAACCUGUGGCAGCAUUUUCUGUAUCAGACUAUUAGAGAGUUUGCUUAUUCUUCUCUUUAUGCUGAACUCUGUGAUUGAAUAGGCAAGUUCCACUGUGCAGUGAAACAUUUCUGCUGCAUCUGCUUUUUGUUCAUAUAACUCUUGACAGGAUCAAUGGGCUUUUACAGCCAGAGACAGUGCAUAGUCUGUGUAUAUGAAAUGUGACCCUGUGUGCCAUGGUUCUGGAUUACCUCACCCACAGUGCCAUAUAUUUUAGUCUACAAAGUGUUCAGCAAAUGCUUCGUAUUAUUGUAAUGAGGGGGUCUGCAGGUUGCUUUGCAGUGAUACCGAGAGGAUGUCCUUGGUUUACCUGACCACCUCUUGCACAGAAGCCGUUUCUGUGUCACUCUCAUGCUAGAGUCGCUGGGGAAAAAAAGGCUUUUUUCCCCAAGCACCUUACAAUGUUAAUACGCCCUGCAAGUAGGAAUGGUGAACUGGGGAAUUUAAAUGUCAGGGAGCAGAGAGCCAGUGGAUCAUUUGCAAACUCCAAGGCCAUUUCCCCAUAUGUGAUCAUUAAGGCCUAAACUUCAGUUACAUUUGUCCUCGUUAACCUGGUCCGCUCCCGAAAGCUUCACUCUGCCAUUUGCCCUGAGUCAAGAACAAGGUGGCAAUCCAGCCUUCUCCUGUUGCCAUAGUGCUGCUAGGGUGCACUAGCCAGCAGUUCCUAAAGAGAGCAUGGUGAGGGAGCUGCAGAGCGACCCUGUGGGAUUGCCGGCUGUCGUGCCCUGUCUUUGGGUGGAACUGGAGUUCUGCUUCCCACUCACUGCUACUCAGUACUGAUACCUUUGGUGAGCCCCUCCUAGCCACCUUCCAGCCACUUUGUUCUCCCUUCACUUUGCCAUGGAGCUGAGACUGCUCCAAAUGCCUGUCUCCUGAUGGCAAGAGCAGCACAGGCUCAGGGGAAGGAGGAAGGCACAGACCCGUACAGCUAAGCUUUGAAUGUUACUAAAUGGGUACCAUUGCCCAGAGCUUUUAGGAACCCCUGCAGCAUGUCAUAGUGAGAUAACUUAUGUCAGAGCUUGUAUGCGCGGCAAGUUACUAUGCGGCAAGCCAGCGUGUGAAUCUACAGCCCACCAGCUUGCUGCACUCGGGGACAUGGCUUCAGUGCAGUGAAAGUCCUGUGCUGGAGCAGUGCCCACAGCGGACAUUACUAUGCAGCAAACUGGAGUGCUGUAGAUUCACACCCCGGCUUGCCAUGCAGUAACUUGCUGUGUAGACGAGCCCUUGGUGAGCACAGCGUAAUUCCUGUGUCAUGUGCCGUGACACCUGUGAUACCUCCUCACUCCGCAAUGCAGAGCACUUGCUAUGGUGACAUGACAUGACAUUGUAUGGAAGAAAAUCACUCACACAUGUUAACGUUGGAAACUCUGCUUAUAAACUAUUGUUUGCCUUGCAAUAACUGCCUUAAAGCCCCUGGGCUCAACAUUCCAGGCCAGGCUUUAAUAUAUUUUACCGGGCUGUCUUCUCUGGCGUUACUUUACCCCACUCUAGUCACACUUGCCCGCACACUUUAUUAAGUCUGUUUUUAACCUGUCAGCGAAAACAGCACUUUCCUACCCAUCUGUGCUAGUCUUCACUGGACACAAAAUUUAACCUUUGGAGCCUGGGUGAUGUUCUACUCCACUGCACCAGAACGACUUAGCCCCAGAUCCGUGGAGUAGUAGCCAUGUAACAGAGCUAAUUUUGAUCCUGUGUGUAAUAUAGCUACCCUACAGAACUCUAGCAUGCCACAUAGAUGUGGUAUUGAUACUGAUGUAAUAAGGUGCAGUAAAGCGGGUAUCACCCGCACUCUGCCCUCUGGCCCAUCUCUGCUGGGACAUCUUCAGACAUUCCACACCCCUAAGCAGCUUCAAAAGGCUGCCAUUGGAAAAAAGUGCAUCAAAGAGAUGUUUCCUUUUUUCCUUCAGGUGUGGAGCUUUUUCUGCACAUGUUCCUGUACGUUUUUUCCAGGAUGUGUAAUAACAUCAGAGUCACGAGCAAAAAAUACAGGGCCUGAUAUGAAGCCCAUUGAAGUCAACAGGAGGCUUUGCAUUGCCUUCAGUAGGCUUUGAUCAGGCCCAUUGUGCAAAGCCACAUUGCUCGUUAACGUGCAGUAUUGCCAUGGCUCUGGCUAGACACCGGCUAGGUACUCGGGAGAAGAGAGGAGUUUUACAGAGAUCAUUGUCCGUCUCCAGUGAAGCUGAAUAACUGUGACCGUGUCUCAGUGACGUUUGGUGUGGAAAUGUUGGCUGUUUGUUUUGUACCCUCUUCCUGUUUCACGUCUUGGUGAGCUUUGACCAAAAUGCCUGUUUUCACACUGGAAACGGACAAAAAUUCAUAUUUUGCAGCCAUCUCUGCUCAAUGUGUCCUAUUUUUUUUUUAUUGAAAAUAGCCUUGUUUUCGCUGGGAAAAGGGCCCAUUUUUUGAGCAAAUACUGUACAAAACAGUGAAGGAGUUUUUUUGUGUGGAAGGGGGGCAAAUGGACCCCUUCUUGUCUUCACAAUGCACUGCCAUAGGGUGGCAACAGCAGCCCUAUGGCAACCUCUGCGUGUGGUGGGGCCUUGGGCUCCCCGUCUGUACCCAAGUGCAUGUCACCUCUGCAGUCUGGCCUACGUCUGUUCGCUAAGAAAUGACCCCUCCGAAGUGCCGUACAUAGAAAGUACAGUUUAUCCCUGCUCGGCUCUGUUUGUAAGGGAUGCUUGAACAUGCUCUUGGGGCUGAAACUUCAUUGCUGGGUGUUGGGCUCUGCCCCCAAUUCUUGUGUUUGACAUGGAUAGUGUGGUGACUUCUUAAAGAAGAGGCCGUCUCCAGUGACGGCUCAGCCACUGUAUGUAGUAGUGCAGACUGAGGACUAUGCUAUGUGUAAACAGGUGCAGUGAAGGUGACCGGAAGGUAUGUCCACAAUGCAGAACUGCAGCAUAAAGACAACAGCUGUGCCUAAGCCUCCCAAUUAAUUGUCGCUUGGUCUGAGGAUUGUAACUGGCUGAGAUGUGGCUAGGAGAUGAUGCCUCCCACAGGUGGCGGAAGCUCGCUUUGGGGGGGUGGAGGGAUUGCAGGGAGAUGUGUGUGGAAUGAUGUGCGUGGGCAGAAAUAUAGAUCAGCCCCCACAAUGUUUCUGUUGCUUGCCCCCACCGUCCCCUGGUUCGGCUGCCCCAGAUGCCUCGUCCUUCCUGGCUAUGGGAGAGAACACCCGAACACACAGCUUUGUGUGCGCUUUGAGCACCACCUUGUCCGCUCAGCUCAGCUCAGCCAACCAGCCUGUCACAUUCAGUGAUAAAAUGUUCCAAGUAACCCGCGGAGGCUCAUACAUUGUGCUGUUUAACUAAGGAAGGAAAAUUCCUUUGGCUUUAUGCAGUGCAUCUUACUACAGGCUUAAAAAGAAAACCAUUCUCGAGCUGGGCAAAACGGUCGCCGUUCCAAGGGCAGGGAUUAGUGCGUCCCCCUGCGGCAUGGCCUGCUGUGGAGGGAGCCCUGCAGUGAGGUGUGGAACCAGUACAGCAGCAUGCGAUGAGAGUUACCAUGGAAAUGUCUAUAGAACGGCUGUCUGGGCGGGGCCUACCACAGCAACGAUGCCGUGAGGAAAGCCAGAGCUGAUGCGGCUCCCUGCACAGCAUUGCACAAGGGAAGGGAACUGCUGUUUAAAACGCACCGGGUUUUGGUCCUAGCUAAACUUUUCAGCUCUGUGAUGGAAUUGUGGGUUCGUCAGCCAAUAUCACCUCAUGUUUGUUGGGGAGGUGAAUUCCCUGUUAGUCCUGGGUAGCAGAAGCUGGAGUUUCAUGACACAGCCAGCGUAGUCUGCACUGGCAGGUAGCACUGGGAGCAGCGUACUCUCAGCUGUGAGUCUCCCUCAUGCUAUUUUCCACAUAAAAUUACUAUGUCAAUGAUGUAUAAAAGGAAGAAAAUUGGCUUCAGCAAGUCAUACAGAGUUCAGCAUAUGUGUGCUCAGUGGAUGUCCAAUUCCUUCAGAGACCCUGCCAACUUGCAGCCCCUACAUGUAAAACAAAGCCAGGCUCAUUCACAUCCGGUCUGGUGGCCACAAGCAGAGCUGGCAGGGACCACACCCUUUUCUUCCAUGUACUGCAUAGAAAUCUGCCUUGGGAUUCGAGACUGCUGUGGAAUGAUUGUACUAUUUCAAAUUUGUGUGUGUGUGUGUGUGUGUAAUAAAUCCAUGUGUGUGGGUGGGUGUGAGUGCAUGUCUGUGUGGGUGUUCCAUAAAUAAAUGUUAAAAACGAGAUUCUGUACAUGUUGGGAAUGUGUCUAAUAUAAAUCUGUAAACUGGAAGCCAUGUUCUGUCAUCUGCCAAAUAUUUAAUAAAUUAGUCCCAUCCCUAUGAGGAUCUCUUGUCUGUGAUGACCAUAGAAAAAUAUAUUUGAGAUGUACAUGAAACAGCAAAGCUGUUUUAACAUGAACUUACUGCUCCAGAAUAAAAGCAGCUGCCCGUAGUUCAUUGUGUCUUUCUGUUAAAUACCAGAGCCAGGAGAGUAUGCACAUCUG
Molecule: messenger RNA, 8721 nt
Organism: Mauremys mutica (yellowpond turtle)
Lineage: Eukaryota; Metazoa; Chordata; Testudines; Geoemydidae
Gene: DTNB
Product: dystrobrevin beta
Exons: 21
Coding region: 287-2170 (627 amino acids)
Biological process (GO): synaptic signaling
Cellular component (GO): synapse; plasma membrane
Molecular function (GO): zinc ion binding
Source: RefSeq, a predicted model, not a curated record